Messenger RNA from Angiostrongylus costaricensis, 1491 nucleotides. NCBI's taxonomy places the organism in Eukaryota, Metazoa, Nematoda, Chromadorea, Rhabditida, Metastrongylidae. The record is from the annotation of a GenBank genome assembly.
AUUUAUCACAAACCCUGUGUAAGUAUAGUACGAUUUACAAUCUACGCCACCGCCAGAGAAGCUGUCCAAGAUAUCCCUGACAAUUCGAAACUUCUAGUUGGAGGUUUCGGACUAUGCGGUAUUCCGGAGAACUUGAUCGCAGCCUUAAGUGAGACAGGCCAAAAAGGACUUACAUGCGUCUCCAACAAUGCUGGUACAGACAACUGGGGACUGGGCAUCUUGCUGAAAACACGGCAAAUCAAAAGGAUGAUUUCGUCGUAUGUUGGUGAGAAUGAAGAAUUCGUACGUCAAUACUUAUCUGGGGAACUUGAACUAGAAUUCACUCCACAGGGUACACUGGCGGAACGAAUUCGAGCUGGUGGUGCUGGGAUACCGGCUUUUUUUACACCAACAGGAUAUGGUACGUUAAUACAAGAAGGCGGAGCUCCAGUCAAGUACAGUCAAACAGAAAAGGGAAAAGUUGAAAUUUCCAGCAAACCAAAAGAGGUCCGUGUGUUCGACGGAGUCAACUAUGUCAUGGAAGAAGCAAUACGGGGGGAUUUCGCUCUUGUCAAGGCUUGGCGAGCUGACAAAUUAGGAAAUAUUCAAUUUAGACUUACUGCUGGGAACUUUAACAAUGCCAUGUGCAAAGCGAGUAAGUGUACCAUCGUCGAAGUUGAAGAAAUCGUUGAAGCAGGUGUCAUUCCUCCAAGUAAUGUCCAUAUUCCGUCAAUAUAUUGCGAUCGACUUGUGCUUGGCAAAGAUUACAAGAAGCCAAUAGAGAAGCCAAUGUUUGCAUCGGAAACUGGAAUAAAAGAGCCAUCAUCUGAAGUUGAUAAAGUGCGUAACAUUAUAGCUGCAAGGGCUGCACUAGAGUUUCGCGACGGAGUGUACGUUAAUCUUGGUAUCGGUAUUCCUACUAUCACGCCUAAUUAUAUUCCUGAAGGUGUAACAGUUCAUCUACAAAGCGAGAACGGUGUAAUUGGAGUGGGACCGUAUCCUAAGCGUGGUUUUGAGGACGCAGAUCUUAUAAAUGCGGGAAAAGAAACAAUAACAUUGCUUCCGGGAGCAGCUCUAUUUGGAAGUGACGAGUCAUUUGCUAUGAUUCGCGGAUCGCACAUGGAUCUCACAAUCCUGGGCGCUCUUCAAGUGUCGCAAUUCGGAGACCUUGCAAAUUGGAUGGUACCUGGUAAAUUGGUAAAAGGUAUGGGUGGGGCUAUGGAUUUGGUUUCUGCUCCUGGAACUCGCGUAAUUGUUACGAUGGAACACUGUUCAAGGAAAGGAGAGCCAAAAAUUUUGACAGCAUGCGACUUGCCUCUAACUGGAAAGCAGUGUGUUUCACGUAUCAUUACGGACAAGGCCGUGUUUGAUGUUGAUAAGAAAACUGGCCUAACACUGAUAGAGGUUUGGCCCGACCUAACAGUUGAGGACGUUAAGAAAAUUACUGGCGCGCCGUUUAAGAUAUCCGACAAAUUAAGGCCUAUGGGACAAGCGAAAUUAAAUCAACAGUGA